Molecule: messenger RNA, 5613 nt
Organism: Antechinus flavipes (yellow-footed antechinus)
Lineage: Eukaryota; Metazoa; Chordata; Mammalia; Dasyuromorphia; Dasyuridae
Product: collagen alpha-5(IV) chain-like
Exons: 9
Coding region: 1-4632 (1543 amino acids)
Source: RefSeq, a predicted model, not a curated record
AUGAACUUUGCCAUUAAAUUCAAGGAUCUUUUGAACCUCGCAAUAGGUGACCCAGAGAGAGGGGUGGUGAAUUCCAGUGUCCUGUACAUCUUGUUGCAGAGCAUCAUAGAACACCUCAAGCUGGAAGAGCAGAUGAAGGUUCUUCCAGGGAGUGAGGAGGACUACCUUUCAUCUACUUUCACCUUGGAAAAGCUGACGAAGGCUCUUCCGGGAAGUGGGGGGGAUUCCCUUCCAUCUAGCCCCAUCCAGCUUAAGUCUGAGAAGAAGUCAGAGGAGAGAGAAGAGAAUAAAGUAUACCAUAUACAAUUUGAUAGCAUCAAAAUCUUUGACCAACGAUUAUCUGCAAUGGAAAAACAGAUGGCCUUUCUGGAUGCAUUGCCCUCCACUGAGCAGCUGCUGGAAAGCAGUCAUUUUUUGAAAACACCAGCCAAAGAUAUGUGGCAGAUGUUGAAGCUCAAAAAAAAGGUAGAGGGGAAUGAAGAAGGAAUGACAAAGGCUAUGGACACACUACAGGAUCUGCUCACCAUUAUUUGUGGUCUUCAGGCAGAUACUGAUUUCUUCAAGACCAAACUGGAAGAAAUGAAGGAAAAGAUGGACAAGAUCAUUCCAGAAGAAAUAAGUAAAAACUUACAAGAAAUGGAAAAUCAACAUGAACAGAUCAAAAAUCUUCAGUUUGACAUGGAAGACGUCAAGAAUAAGCUUCUCUCCUUUCCUGAAAGAAGUGAUAUCAUGCAGUGGACUACCUUACAUGAUGCCAUGUAUUCUCAAGCUGACACCAAUGAGACUUCUGAGAAGGCUGGGGCUGGGACCCCUGAAGUCGCCUCUGAAGUUAUCCCUAAAGAGGCUACUUCUAAAAUUGCCCCUGAAGUUAUCUCUAAAGUUGACCCUAAAGUUACUUCUAUACUUGCCCAUGGAGUUACCUCUGAAGUUACAUCUGAAGAAGCUCCUAAAACUUCAGAGACUAGUGCCCUACCUGUGAAGACUGCCAAACUAAGACCAGAUACUAAAUCACAAACAUUAAGUGCCCCACUGAAUGCUCUUGGUAAGGCCCUUAAUGCUGUGGGCAUCACUGUUAGUAGAGAAACUCUAAAUUCCUUGAGCAUUGCCAUUGAUCCAAACAUCCUCUCUGCCUUGGGCAUCAGCACUGAUCCAAAUACCCUUGCUGCUAUGGGCAUCAAACCUGUCCCAGGUGCUGGCUUUAGUACUGACCAAUCAUCCAUUGGUGCAUUAUUCGCCAGCCCCCCUGGUUCAUCACUGACUGGCCCUGCUGGUCCAUCAUUCCCCAGACCCACUGGCCCAUCACUUGCCAGAUCCAUUGGCCCAUCAUUCCCUGGAUCCACUGGCCUGUCAUUCCCUAGACCCACUGGUCAAUCCUUACAACCAUUCCCUGGACCCACUGACCCAUCAUCUACUGGAUCCACUGGCCCAUCAUUCCCUGGAUCCACUGGCCCAUCAUCUACUAGAUCCACUGGCCCAUCAUUCACUGGACUCAUUGGCUCAUCAUUCCCUGGACCCAUUGGCCCAUCAUUCACUGGAGCCACUGACUCAUCAUUCCCUGAAUUCACUGACGCAUUAUCCACUGGCCCUACUGGCCCAUCAUUCCCUGGAUUCACCGUGCCAUCAUCCACUGGACCCCAUGGCCCACCACUCCCUGGCCCCACUGGCCCAUCAUUCCCUGGACCCACUGGACCAUCAUUUCCUGGACCCCAUGGCCCACCAUUCCCUGGACCCCAUGGCCCACCACUUCAUGGCCCCUCUGGCCCAUUAUUCCCUGGCCCCACUGGCCAAUCCUUCCCUGGACCCCCUGGCCCAUCAUUCCCUGCACUCACUGGCCAAUCAUUCCCCAGUACCACUGGUCCAUCAUCUACUGGACCCAUUGGCCCAUUAUUCUCUGGACCCACUGGCUCAUUCUCUGAAACCACUGGCCCUACCGAACCUGCUGGCCCAUCAUUCCCUGGACCCACUAGCCAAUCAUUCCCUGGACCUACUGGCCAAUCCUUCCCUAGACCUAUUGGCCCAUCAUUCCCUGGCCCCACUGGCCAAUCCUUCCCUGGACCUCCUGGCCCAUCAUUCCCUGGACUCACUGGCCAAUCAUUCCCCAGUACCACUGGUCCAUCAUCUACUGGAUCCAUUGGCCCAUUAUUCUCUGGACCCACUGGCUCAUUCUCUAAAACCACUGGCCCUACCAAAGCUGCUGGCUCAUCAUUCCCUGGACCCAUUGGUCCAACAUUCCCUAGACCUACUGGCCAAUCAUUCACUGGACCCACUGGCCCAUUAUUCUCUGGAUCUACUGGUCCAUCAUCCACUGAACCUACUGGCCCAUCAUUUCCUGGCCCUACCGGCUCAUCAUUCCCUGGAUCUACUAGCCCAUCAUCUAUCGAACCUGCUGGCUCAUCAUUCCCUGGACCCAUUGGCCCACCAUUCCCUGGACCUGCUGGACCAUCAUUCCCAGGACCUGCUGGCCCAUCAUUCCCUGGACCUACCGGCCCAUCAUCCACUGAACCUAUUGGCCCAUCAUUCACCAGACCCACUGGCCCAGUAUUCCCUGGACCCACUGGACCAUCAUCUACCGGACCCACUGGUCCAUCAUUCCCUGGACCCACUGGCCCAUCAUUCCCUGGCCCCACUGGCCCAUCAUUCUCUGGAUCUACUGGUCCAUCAUCCACUGAACCUACUGGCCCAUCAUUUCCUGGCCCUACCGGCUCAUCAUUCCUUGGAUCUACUAGCCCAUCAUCUAUCGAACCUGCUGGCUCAUCAUUCCCUGGACCCAUUGGCCCACCAUUCCCUGGACCUGCUGGACCAUCAUUCCCAGGACCUGCUGGCCCAUCAUUCCCUGGACCUACUGGCCCAUCAUCCACUGAACCUAUUGGCCCAUCAUUCACCAGACCCAUUGGCCCAGUAUUCCCUGGACCUACUGGACCAUCAUCCACUGGACCCACUGAUCCAUCAUUCCCUGGACCCACUGGCCCAUCAUUCCCUGAACCCACUGGCCUAUCAUUCCUUGGCCCCACUGGCCGAUUAUCCACUGGCCCCACUGGUCCAUCAUACACUAGACCCACUGGUCCAUCAUUCCCUGGACUCACUGGACCAUCAUCCACUGGCCUCACUGGCCCAUCAUUUCCUGGAUCCACUGGCCAACCAUUCCUUGGAACCACUGGUCCGUCAUUCCCUGGAUCCAGUGGUCCAUCAUUCCCUGGACUCACUGGACCAUCAUCCACUGGACCCACUGGCCAGUCAUUCCCUGGACUCACUGGACCAUCAUUCACCAGAUCCACUGCCCCAUCACUUCAUGUUCCCACUGGCCCAUCAUUCACUCAACCCACUGGCCCAUUUUCCACCAGCCCUAGUGGCCCAUUAUUCCCUGCACCCACUGGUCCAUCAUCUAUUGGAUCCACUGGUCCAUCAUUCCCUGGACCCACUGGCCGGUCAUUCCCUGGACUCGCUGAACCAUCAUUCACCAGACCUACUGCCCCAUCACUUCGUGUUCCCACUGGCCCAUCAUUCACUCAACCCACUGGCCCAUUUUCCACUAGGGCUGGCCCAUUAUUCCCUGCACCCACUGGUUCACCAUCCAUUGGUCCCAUUUGUCCAUCACUCACUAGCCCAUCAUUACUCCCUAGUCCCUCAUUCACUGCAAAACCAUUGGCUGUUCCCCCAGGCUUCACUUGGAAUCCUUCAUCUUUCCUUGCUGCUUUGGGUAUCAUCCCUGAUGAAGCCACCCUUAAUGAAUUGGGCAUUGAUCCUAAUGCAGACAGCCUCACUUCUUUGGGUUUAGUGGUUGAUCCAUCCACCCUUGUUGCAUUAGCAAUCCUCACUGGCAAAGGCUUUCCCUCUCGCCUUUAUCCCUCAGCUUUAUUUUCAACUUUGCCAGAGGCCUCAGAUCUCACCACUGGCAAGGCUCCCACUCAGGGGCCCGAAAGAAUGUUAUCUUCAACCAAAUUUUUUAAGCAGCUACCACCAGAUCAACCUUUGAGUGUACAGGGAAAAAGACAAACUGCAAAGAAGUCUGUGGGAUGCUUGAUCAAUUUACCAAUGGAAUGCGAUAGCCUAAAGGAGCAAUUGGCCAAGUUGGACGAUAAGGUACAGCAGCUUGCUAACCAAAUAGCAAAUCUUCAGUUUCAAAGUUCUCUUGGACUCGUACCCCGGCUAGAGACUGAGAUGAACUUACUGCAGGACAAGAUACAUACGCUCCAGGAAUUAGGACAAAAGAGUACAACUUGUGAGAAGCAUUUGCUAAGGGUGGAGGAACAAUGUAGUCUGCUGGAAAAGAUCAUUGAAGCUCUGCAAGAUAAAGUGGAAGAUAUUAAGGGCCUCAAACUAGCAGUGCAACAACUAGAAAAAGAAAAGGCAGAUAAAAUUUGGAUGGAAGAACAAAUGAGAGAGAAAGCAGACAAGAGUGCCCUAGCCUUCAAAGCAAACCAGGAGGACUUGGAGCUUGCAAAAGUUCACUUAAAUGACAUGAUGUUUGACAUAUUGCAGAAGAUAUCUAUCCAUGAGAAGGACUGGCAUAAGGUGCUGGAGAAACUUUUCUUUGACAUGGACUCCAAGGUCAGAAAUUUUUCCUUUGAAAGAGUCAAACCAGCUGGGCUCAGACUAGCAGAAGCUGAUAUUGUGACUUUCCCAGGCAACUAAGCAACUAUGUACUAGAAAAACUGGAUUCUCUCCCCUUAUCAGGCUCUCAUAUCAGGAAUUGUAGGAAGCUAUUAGCAACAGGCUGUAGAAGAAAUUGGGAUCAAGACUUGGAGGAAGAGAAUGUUAGAGCCAGCCCAAAUAGGCUAGAGAGAGCCAGUUGUUCAAUCAUUGUAUGUGAGCAUUUUUACACCUCAAAAAUUGGCAAAUCAAGAUGAGUUACUUUGUUAAUUGGCUAGACUUAAAAAAUGAUAAAGAAAAUGUUAAUAAGGCAGAUUAAAAUUUAAAAUUUGUUUCAUGUGAAAUGCUAUCCCCUACUUUCAUCUCUCAAACUGGUUGUUCACCAAUGGUUAGGAAGAGAGUUAUGACAGUCAUAAAAGUAGGGAGAACCCAAAUCAUAAGCCCUGUUCUAAAACUAAGCACAGUGAAAAGAAAAUCAAUUUCCCUGAAUACUAGUGUCUUCCCCUUGAAAUUAUCUCCCAAUUUAUCUUGUAUAAAUCUUAUUUGUAUGUAAUUGUUUACAAAUUAUCUCUCAUUAAAUGAUGAGUUCCUGGAGAACAGGGGGCGCAUAGCAGGAGCUUAAUAAAUGCUUAUUAUCUGACUAGAAGCAUUAGAACUGAAUAUUAGUAUUAGCUUUGCCACUGACAAAUUGUGUGAUCUCAGGCAAAUAAUGUCAUCUUCUCUGCUAUAUUUUCCUCAUCUGUAAAUUGAGGAAAUUGGGCUAAUUUCAGACCUCUUCUAGGUCUAGAGUUCUAUGAAUUAUAACCUUCCAUCCUCCUUCCUCACCUGCUCUAAUACCUCAUAGAAUUUUAUAACUGAAAAAUGCCUUGGAAGUCAUCCAUUUUGGGGCAGCUAGGUGGCACAGUGGAUAGAGCACCGGCCCUCAAGUCAGGAGGACCAGAGUUCAAAUCUGGCCUCAGACACUUAACACUUCCUAGCUGUGUGACCCUGAGUAAGUCACUUAACCCCAAUAGCCUCAGGGAA